Podarcis lilfordi (Lilford's wall lizard) is the source of this 4717-nucleotide messenger RNA. The record is from the annotation of a GenBank genome assembly. NCBI's taxonomy places the organism in Eukaryota, Metazoa, Chordata, Lepidosauria, Squamata, Lacertidae.
AUAUAAAUCCUUUUUAUUUCUGUUAGAUGUACAUAUGACCCACCACAAAUCACUGGUACAUUUUGUCAUUGCAAUAUUAAAAACUGUUUUGCUCUUCCUAUUUUCAUUUGUUCCUAAUGAUUCAAAUAACAAAAGUAGCAAGCCAUUCAAAGGAUCAAAAUCUACAGCAGUAGUUCCUAAUUAUCUAAGCAAAGCAGGUUUUUCAAAAGCCAAGCCAUGGACCCCCUACUUUUGAAAUUUGUUAUAUCUCUAGAGUCGUUUUUGUUAUGUGAAUGGUGCCAUGGGUGGGUUAUGCGGAUACCCUGAGUUCCAUGGACCACCAGUUGGGAACCACUGAUCUACAGUAUAAAGUUUUUCUCAGUGUUGUGUCUCUAUGGCUUGCUCAGCAAUUGGACAUAAUUGCUGAGUUACAGGGAAGAGAGAAAGCACUAGGACCAGUUAUACGUCAAUCAAUGGGCCAAAAGGGCCCCCAUCCCUUCUUUGCCACCAGCAAAGGUAUGUCCCCACUUGUGCAAGCCCAAAAUUAUCAGGGUCAGCUGAUAUUUACAGCAAAGUAACAGCUGGUGGUUAUUUCCCACUUCAGAAAUAAUUGAAACCAAGUAACCCCGGAAGCUUCAUACAUUUCCUACCCAUGUCUUGGAAAAAUGACUAGGCCCUCAAAAUCAAAAACAUUCUUUAUUACUAUUUUUUAAAGAGGGGAGUAGCUGCAGUGCUGAACUCUUUAAGUUUGUUUGGAUGUGACCCAAUAAGGAUGAGGUGGGGAACUGCAUCUGGGUGGUGGGCUGCAUCUCACUCACAGGGCAUCUUUGACAGGUUAGCCAGGCCAUCCACCUAUUAUUCACCUGUCAUAAUUACGCCAGGUGACCCAUUUUUCAUACUUCUGAGCAUGGGAGCCCUGGCAAUCAGCUUUUCACUGGGGUUUGCAAAACACCAUGUACUGUGCUUUGUGAGCCCCAAUGAUCAGCUGGUUAUUAGCACUUGCAAGCCACUGAGCAGACAUUCCCCACUGCUGCAAUAGGGGUUUACUACAGCACCAGGUGAUUCCGGUCAGGUUACGGAUUUGGCAAGCAAACUCUAUAAAUAGAUGGCUAGCAGUUGCUUAUUAUCCAUCCUUACUCUUUCAUUCAGCUGGCAAAAGACUUGGAUCCUGAUGUUUAUUUUCAUACCGGUACCCAAAUUCUGAAAGUGCUGGCAACCCUUAUAGACUACAGAGGCGCAAAACACUUUAUUUAAGCUUACACCUACCUCAGUAAGUGUUUACAUUUGCAUUUUUAAAAUGAAGAAAACAAUGAGAAGGACAUAGACUACUGCUGCAGUUGCCUUUUUGUUUGAGUGUAAAAAAAAGAGAGUAAUUAUAUAUGUGUGUGGGGAAAGGAGGUAUUUUGGCUGCCGUUAUAAUCCUAAUUCUUGGGAGCCACCCAAUCUAUAGGAAAAUCACACUGGAAUAGCUUCAGUCAGUGCUGAGUUGUGAUGUCAGCUAAUUAUCCUUGUAACAGUACAAAUGAGGAAUCUAAUCCUCAGAAAUAAUAUAAUUUUGUGUGUGUGUGUGUGGAAUCAUUUUGUUAAUUUUAGUUGUGUCUUAUUCAUACACCAUUUUGAGACUUGCAAUUAAGUGGUUUGUAAAUCUAAAGAAAUACAUAAAAAAUAAUAUUGUGGUGGCAUGACGUCAGGGAUAUGUUUCAUUUAGCAGGAAACUUUAUUUUCCUUUAUGUCUCCCACUGACCUUAAGCUCUUUGCAUGGUGGUAGCAGUUAAAAGAAUAAAUUAAAGACAGUUGGGUAUUGUUUGGGCUUGGCCUACUAUCUGUUUAGAAGCUGCAGGAAAAACAAAACAACCCAGAAGUGCUACUUGUUCCGGCUAAUUCAUGGGCAGUUUGUUAUUUUUUAGUAUAUGGCACAAUAUAAUGUCAAAUAAGAAAGAUUUAUACGUACUGGCUUGAUCAGGUUCUGUUCUAAGAGUAUGCCUCGCUGCCCACGUGUGCGUGAAAUACUAUCCCCAGCCAGAAAACCUUUAGACAAAUUACCUACAAUUAUCUCUUCAUUUGCCUUGUUCUCAACAUUUUCCUUCCCACAUACAUGCUUAAAUUAAUUUAGACUAGUUUCAACAAGUAAGAGUAGUCAUCAAGGUUAUUUUGUUUAUCUGUUGCUAGAUCCAGUCGAAUACAGGGAAUGGCACAAAGCAGAGAAGGAAGAAGUGAUAUAUGAUUGCAGCUUUCAUGGCGGUGUUAUUAAUGUGGAACAUGGCCACAAUCCAGGGAAUUCUGUGAUACCCUGAAAUUAUAGCUGCAGUUAAUACCUGCAGCAGGAAGAGAUUACAAGAGAACAUGGACUCCCUAACAAGUCCAUUCUAGGGAAGCACUGAAGAAAGGACACUAGAGUAUAAUUUACAAUAUACUUUUUAAAGCUUUUGUUAAAACAGUUAUCAUGGUGCCUAGGGCCUCUAUCAACCAUAGCCUGGUGCUAUCAAGGGCAUUAAUGUUAACUGUAACUUUACUUUUGGUAGUACAGUUAUUACUUUCCUCUCGAGUUUUGUCUCCUACAUUCCUAUUUAACCACAAAUGAGUCAGUCAGUAUUUAGAAUUUUGUUUUACAGAUAGUAGUUUUCCCUGAAGUCCACUGGGAAGAAUGGACUCUUAUGCACAUCAGAUCUGUAACAGAUAAUAGAAAGUAAAACACAACCUUAUAACAGAAACAAAAUGCUUUCACCAUGCCAUUAUUUUGCAUUUUUAAAAAUAAAUCUAGGAUGAAGUGUUGUGCACUGGGCACGGUAUUGGGAUACUGUUCCUUUUUAACCCCUUUUCUCUGCUUUGGUUUGGUGGAUUUUGGUAAAACUAUUUGGGUGUUUAGAUUUACUGGGCUUUUUGUAUUUUAAACAUUUUAAGCUGCUAUGUGUUUUAAAAACCCACCCAACCCUUAAAGUUUGUACCUUUCAGAACCUAAAGUUUGAGAUAGGUAACAUGUUUCUAAAGUGAUAAAAAUGUAAAUUUCAUGAAUCAGCAAAAUUAAAACACUUCAUCUUAUUUAGAUAGCAACAAUUAAAUUCAAUAUAUACUGGCUCUCCAAUGUAAUCAAUGAUGCUUGAAGAUAAUACUGCAUUGGUUAAAUUAUACCCAUGGUGAGAUAUAUAAUAAUUAAAAUAAUCCCUCAGUAUUUAAAUAGCUGUCAAUUCAGAAUUUUUAAAAUACUAUCUCUGGUCACAAGAUGACCAGUAAUAAUAGUUGAGGAGCUGUCGCCAAGUUUGCUAUUCAGGUAGUAAGAAAAGAAUGUUUUUUUAAAAAAUGUGUGUGAUAUAUAUGUGUGUGUGUGUGUGUGUGCAUAUUACAUAUCUUAGUGCACCAAUUAUACAGUUGUCAUCGUUUGUCUUACACUCUUUGUAAGAGAAUGUUAUGUAAGAAUUAAAAACAGAAAAGGUACACAACCAUCGUCUUGUACGGUAUCUUGCUUAUUUCAAGUGACAUGUAAACUGCGAGUAGGUUCUAUAGGUUUGAUUUCAUCCUUUGAAGUUUUAAAGGAAUUUACAAUGGCCCAGGUGACUUGUUUAACUGGAGUGCGACCGGGAGGAGGGAGAGCACGCUUCCACUCUCUCGCUCUCUAGCAGUGGAUCAGGGCUGUCAAUUCCUCACAGCGCCCGCGCGCGCGCUUUUCAAGAGCUGCAUGACAGGACUGAACAGUCCCCAAGUUCCAGGCGGUGAAUUAAGUUCCCUUUCCCAACCUUCCCGUAGCUAAAAUACACAGCGGGGCCCUGUGGGUGGCAACCCUGAACUGGAGGCGGGCGAAAGUAGUUUAAUAAUUUCCUCGAGUGUUGUGUGAUGCUGUGUGCCGCCCUUAAAACUUUUCUUUUGCUUUGAAAAGAGCGGCUUUAUAACCUGAAGCAAAGGCGGCAAAGGAGCCGGGAGCCCGCGGCGCAGGGAGAGGGCGGCGCCGCUGAGGGUCGCCCGGGAGGCGGGCCAGGCGUCCACGUGCAGCGAGCGGGGAGAAGGCGGGGAGACGCGGAACCUGCCGCUGGGCCGGCGGGGGCGGUCCGUCCUGGCGGAGCUGGGAACCGCGCCAGGCUGCCAGCGCCGCGCGCAGUGCCGUGCCCGGCGCUCCUGGCCAGGCAGCGGCUGCUUCGACUGCUGCUUCUUCGGCGCUCCGACGCCGCGAUGCCUCGCCGGAUGGAGAAGUUCUUGCAAAUCGCCCCGCACUCCUUGGCCAUCGUCCUGAGCCCCUGCGGCGGGGAAGAGGCUGCCUCGCGGCCGGCCAGGCACCGAGAGGAGCUGCAGGAGGACGGCGGCGGAGAGGCGGAGGACGACGACGACGACGGGGAAGGUGAGGGCAAGCGGCGGCGGCGGCUGCAGCAGCAGCAAGGGGAAGGAGCGCCGCCGCCUCCGCCGCCGGGCAGCGACUCUCUGGGUCGCCACCACAUCGGCUACGAGAUCUUCGCCGACUUCAAGCAGGAGAACAUGCAGCAUUUCUGGAACAAGAAGGUGACGGCGGCGGUGGCCGAGACUUUCUUCCUGGGCUGGAUCGACGAGCAGGUGCUGCUGAUCCAGGGCAAGGAGGAGCACCUGGAGGCGCUGCGCGAGGGCUGGAUGCGCAGGUCCCUCAAGCCCCCCGCGGGCUUCCGAAUCAAGUGCCUGGGUAAGCGCGCGCCCCGCGGGGCCGAGUGCGCGGGGCAAGCCGGGGCAGGACGAGGGAAGCAGCGGCGUCCCCCAGUGGACGGGAGCGGGGAGGCGCGGG